AUGGGUCGUGUCAGAACCAAGACUGUCAAGAAGGCUUCUCGUGUCAUCAUUGAAAAGUACUAUCCUCGUCUCACUCUCGACUUCCAAGUCAACAAGAGAAUCCUCGAUGAAGUCACCAUUGUUCAAUCCAAGCGUCUUCGUAACAAGAUUGCUGGUUUCACCACCCACUUGAUGAAGCGUAUCUCUCGUGGUCCCGUCCGUGGUAUCUCCUUCAAGUUGCAAGAAGAAGAACGUGAACGUCGUGACAACUACGUUCCCGAAACCUCUGCUUUGAACACUUCUAGCAUCGAAGUUGAUCCCGAGACCAAGGAACUCUUGAAGGCUAUCAACUUUGAAAACCUUCCUGGUGUUCAAGUCACUGAGCCCAUUGCUGCCCAAACUGAUGUCCGUCGUACUCGUCGUGACAACCGUGGCCCUCGUGCUCCCCGUGCUCAAGCUGAAGCUUCUGCUUAA
This is a messenger RNA of Rhizopus microsporus ATCC 52813, 453 nucleotides long. RefSeq names its product ribosomal protein rps17. NCBI's taxonomy places the organism in Eukaryota, Fungi, Mucoromycota, Mucoromycetes, Mucorales, Rhizopodaceae. Gene Ontology annotation, cellular component: ribosome. Gene Ontology annotation, biological process: translation. Bases 1 to 453 code for a protein of 150 amino acids. The transcript is spliced from 3 exons. Gene Ontology annotation, molecular function: structural constituent of ribosome. The record is from RefSeq and is a predicted model, not a curated record.